This is a messenger RNA of Amphimedon queenslandica, 513 nucleotides long. RefSeq lists its product as uncharacterized. The transcript has 2 exons. The record is from RefSeq and is a predicted model, not a curated record. NCBI's taxonomy places the organism in Eukaryota, Metazoa, Porifera, Demospongiae, Haplosclerida, Niphatidae. The annotation marks the transcript as partial.
GUUGAAGACCUCAUUCGUCAGUUAAGAGGACAUUUAAAGACAGUCAAGACUGAAGGAGAAUUGAAACCAUUCCAUUCAUUCAAUGACAUCAGAGAGAGACUAAGACGACCAUUGAAACAGCUUGACAUAACUGCCUCCGACUUCCUCACUGUAUUGAGAUUCCUACACAAAAGAGGUGUAGUAUUUUUACAUGAUUCUCCACGAGUAGAUGACAAGAACUCACCAGUGGUAGCCAUCAACCCACAGAUAAUCGGGUUCCUUCUUCAGCGUACCAUCAGAUCGGGUGAGAUGCACGGGGAGGGUAGCAUCCUUUCUGGAUUCCUUCCCAACGUCCACCCGGCCAUGAUUUGGGGUGUCGACCCGGUCCUAUUUGCCGAUGAUAAUAACUCAGCCGGUAUAACAGGUCUCCAAUUGAUAGAUUUCCUCACUUCGGUUGAUCUCUGUGCCCCCUUGGUCCCGGGGGCUGUCCUCAUCCCCUCUUUAUUGCCACGCCUACCUCCGGCCGAAACCCGU